Messenger RNA from Huiozyma naganishii CBS 8797, 345 nucleotides. RefSeq names its product peptidylprolyl isomerase FPR1 (gene FPR1). Gene Ontology annotation, molecular function: peptidyl-prolyl cis-trans isomerase activity. Lineage: Eukaryota; Fungi; Ascomycota; Saccharomycetes; Saccharomycetales; Saccharomycetaceae. The record is from RefSeq and is a predicted model, not a curated record. The transcript has a single exon. The coding region runs from base 1 to 345 and encodes 114 amino acids.
AUGUCCGAAGUAAUUGAAGGUAACGUCAAGAUUGACAGAUUGACCCCCGGUGACGGCAAGACGUUCCCCAAGACGGGCGACCUGGUCACCAUCCACUACAGCGGGACCCUGGAGAAUGGGUCCAAGUUCGACUCCUCGCUGGAAAGGGGGUCUCCAUUCCAGUGCAACAUCGGCGUCGGGCAGGUCAUCCGCGGGUGGGACGUCGCCAUCCCAAAGCUUUCUGUCGGUGAGAAGGCCAGGAUCACGAUCCCAGGUGCGUACGCUUACGGUGAGCGUGGGUUCCCAGGUCUGAUCCCACCCAUGGCCACUCUGAUCUUCGACGUCGAAUUGUUGAAGGUUAACUAA